ACCCAUUGGAAACUAUGUGGGCCCAGACCGCUGCUCUGCUGCUCGCCUGCUGCCUCUGGCCAGCUGAGGCUCAGACUGAAAGGGGUCAAAGCAUUUGGGAUCCACCUAUCAAAUUCAGCACCAAGGCUAAAGACUCAUGCACCAUGAUUGUCACCGGUCAAGGGGAAUUCACGAGGCUGAGACUGUCAUGCCAGAGGAACAAGCGCUCUUACUGGUGUGACUACAUAGGCAAGCCUCACACCUGCACCCCUUACAACAAAAAUCCUCGACACUAUUUCGUGCAGAUGAUGUGGAACCUGAGAAAGCUGGACAAUGCCUGCCAAGCACCAAGACAGAUUAAACCUCACAUGUGCAGGAAGGCAACUGAUGACUCUCAGAUGGUCUUCUCAUCAUCUUCAUUCUCCCAGUCACGAGCAGAGGCUUCUUCUAGGAAAGUAGCAAGACCUCAACGUCGGCCUACACCAACAAGACAAGCUGACGCAAAAUCCAUUCAAGAGCCACAAAAAGAAAAGACCACUCAGGAAACUAGUACUCAACCACCACCAACAACACCUGCUGUUGAGAGCAACGCUAAAAGAAUGGCUCGGCAGAAUUGCUGGAGGUCGCUGCAGGGCAUCUGCUCGUUCUUCAUUGGUUUGUUUCGUAAUUAACCAGAAAGGUGAGCAGCAGUACUGGGCCUGUUUGUUAACAUGUAACACUUCUUUUUAAAAUAUUCAUUUAUAACUAAUCUAGAAUGAGGCUAUUUAAUUAAGUUAGAUUCCAGCAUUUUUUUUAUUUAUUUAUUUUGCUGCUCCUAAUUAUAUUGCCUAUGCACCCAGUUUCCACCUUGCACACCUUAUGUGUUAUAUUCACAGCUUUUAACCGCUAAUGAAAAUAACUUGGCGUCUGGCUCAAGCAGCCCUUGGAGGAAAAUUCCAAACGAGGAGUUUGUUAGCCUGUUGUAGAACUGUAACACCCUCUUCAGGGCAAGCUGUGCUAUUACAGUGACUUUCAAGUACUCCUCUCACUCAAACCAACAAUUAUCAGCCUCCAUUAAGAGCCAAGCUGGAAGAACUUAAAGGUCUCACUUGACUAUGUAAUGACAAAUGUUUUGCAUGAACAACCUGUACUGAAUGAUACUGCUUUAAAAUAUAAUGUAUGUUUAUUAUGUUUAUUACUUGUAUAUUAU
Molecule: messenger RNA, 1168 nt
Organism: Pundamilia nyererei
Lineage: Eukaryota; Metazoa; Chordata; Actinopteri; Cichliformes; Cichlidae
Gene: fgfbp2a
Product: fibroblast growth factor binding protein 2a
Exons: 1
Coding region: 15-650 (211 amino acids)
Biological process (GO): cell-cell signaling
Molecular function (GO): growth factor binding
Source: RefSeq, a predicted model, not a curated record